Capronia epimyces CBS 606.96 is the source of this 1167-nucleotide messenger RNA. RefSeq lists its product as uncharacterized. The coding region runs from base 1 to 1167 and encodes 388 amino acids. NCBI's taxonomy places the organism in Eukaryota, Fungi, Ascomycota, Eurotiomycetes, Chaetothyriales, Herpotrichiellaceae. The record is from RefSeq and is a predicted model, not a curated record. The transcript has a single exon.
AUGAAGAAGAAAUCUGUCUACGCGAACAUCACCCCGAUCCCCCCGCACAUUCCCCGCCAAUUGGCCAUCGACAUGCUGCACAGUCACGGCGAGAUCAUCGAACUGAACCCGCUCGUGCUCGGUUUCACCGCGAUCAAGGCUCCUCAGAAUGCACCCGCCGACGAAUACUUUUCCACCUGGUACGAGAUCACUGAACGGAUACAAUAUGUGCCGGGCAUGGGGAGGAUGGGGUCGGGCAAGAUAUCGUUCAAGGGUGUGUUCCACGACAUGCCAUGGGGACUGCAGACACACGUCUAUGCGCCCAUGGGGGUGGACAUCCGCAACAAAUGGCAGAUUCGAGGCAACCAGCCCGGUGAACCUCCCGAGUCUAGGGAACUGGGAAGUGGUGCGCCUGCCGAGGGACUCUACCUGAGGGAGGAUAUAGAAAUAAAAUGCAAUCCCGCAAUGAUCUCCUUUGUCAAGAAGGAGCUCAAAGCUGCCUCCAAGAUCAUGGUCGACCGCCUGGUCAAGAAAGCCGAGCUGAUCGACUCGGGACAGCUCAGCGCCAUGAUGGAGGACGGAAAACUCAAGACCAUGAACCCGGCCGAUAGGUCGCAGACAUUCCAGUCCUCGUCGGGGCACUAUUCCCCAUCCCUCCUGUCCCCGAACCAGCCGCAUAUCCCACAGCCUCCCAUGUCGCCGGGGUACCAAUACUCCUCCGCCUACGCCAGACAGUCCCAGUAUGGCAGCAACAAUCCGACCAACAGCUUCGCGCCUCCUCAGGGCCUCGCCAUCGAAAUGCCCGGCAGCACGUCCUACGUGGCAGAGCAGUCGACGCGGCUGGCUCUACCCAACCGCUUCUCCCAGACCGUCUCCGAACUCUCAGCCAGUUCACCCAACCAGAGCAAUUUCCCGCUCCACAACAGCAGUGCAUCGGACCGACAAAGCUACGCAGGCUCCGUCAGUUCGCAUCCAAGCUCCUACGACCAAAGCGGCAACAUGGCUUCCCCGGGCCUCGACAAACGAUCCUUUGUCGCAGAGUUACCCGCCAGCAACGGAUCUCUUCCGAACCAUUCAGCAGGUCCACCGCAGCGUUCGCCUGGGUCGACACCAGACCCGAAUCCUAGCUCGUCACCCGCGCUGCAGCAGUACCGAUACAACCCACGGGACUACGCCAGGGUAUCCUGA